GUUUCCCCGUCUAUAGUAUACAACUCUAUUAUGGGAAAGGGAAAAAGAAAACAAAGGAAAAAGAAAACAAAGAAACAAGGAAAAGUCACCACAAACAGGGGGAAAAGUUUUCGAUCUCAUUGGAAGCACCUCGAAGCCUGUAUUCUCAGUGGUGAAGCUAUAGAAGGCAAGUGUCGGUUGUCCCUCACUAAAGUUCUAGAAUCCUCUCCUCGCCGCGGUCCCGCCCAAGAGCUCCCUCUCACCACCUUAUUCCACCUCACAAGAUAAAAAAAUCCCUUUAUUUUCUGUCUGUCACACGUCACUCGAUUCCCUUUUCUCUCUCUCUCUCUCCUGCACCCUACUAAAGCUACAGCUUAGGUAACUGACAUAUAAUGCACAUGUCUGGCCCUGUGACCCGUGCCUCUCUCCUCAACAUUCUCCUCAACCCACUUCUUACCACAUCCACACCCACCCGCGCAUUGGCGAUCAGUACGCCACGAUUCCAAUUCCAUCUCCCUAGUCAUCCGCAUUGCUUCGCUACUCAUCUUUACCGUCACCAUAACACUAGUUUCUGCUCAACGAUGUCGACGGCCACUUCCUCGGAGCCUCAGACUACGGGCACCGCCACCCUCUCUGAAAAUCAGGAGCGGAAAGAAUACCUGGCUCUUCCGGAUGCAAAUAGUGUCGACUCUGCGACGCGACAGCUCGACGUCAGUGGUGAUGGGUCAUCCGUGAAGCUGGACCAUCUAGGCCCGUUGGUCGUCAACCAGGAUGGAACACUAUCGAGAAUCUCCAACUGGGAGCAAAUGACCGAGAUCGAGCGGACAAAUACAUUGAGAGUCUUGGGCAAGCGGAACAAAUUGAGGAUUGAUGCUAUCAAAAAGGAACAGAACCAGGGACAGGAAAACUAGGUAGUCUCACAACUGGCACCGAAAAGAGACAAUUCGGUCGCGCCGGCUGCUGGAGGGCGAUUCUGCGAAUCGUAAUGUCUUGUGCUGUUGUUAUAUGCCUUCUACACCGGUUGAAUAAUUUACAGGGACGCAUUGCCGGACCGCGCGUCACAUUCACAACUAGAUCUUGAUCAUAUAUCUCCCGCCUGGAGCAAUAGAACACAUCAUCUUUGCCACCUCUCUUUAGUCCAACGAUGCA
This is a messenger RNA of Aspergillus aculeatinus CBS 121060, 1128 nucleotides long. RefSeq lists its product as uncharacterized. The record is from RefSeq and is a predicted model, not a curated record. The transcript has a single exon. NCBI's taxonomy places the organism in Eukaryota, Fungi, Ascomycota, Eurotiomycetes, Eurotiales, Aspergillaceae. Bases 372 to 890 code for a protein of 172 amino acids.